Limulus polyphemus (Atlantic horseshoe crab) is the source of this 2666-nucleotide messenger RNA. It is a transcript of the gene Arms, whose product is annotated as kinase D-interacting substrate of 220 kDa-like. Lineage: Eukaryota; Metazoa; Arthropoda; Merostomata; Xiphosura; Limulidae. The coding region runs from base 39 to 2666 and encodes 875 amino acids. Gene Ontology annotation, molecular function: protein binding. The transcript is spliced from 17 exons. The record is from RefSeq and is a predicted model, not a curated record.
UAGUUUUCAUAAAGUUAGAGUUGUUUAUAAAUUCAACAAUGUUUCGUCGAAUGAGUUUGUACGCUGUUCGUCGUUCCAGCAUGCCAAGAAUGACUAAUGCCAGUUUUACAGCACUUUCUUCACUUGUAACAGAGGGAAAUGUUGCUGUUUUGCACAGUUUUUUAGAAUCCAAAAGAUGUAAUCCUGAUGAACGGGAUGAAAUAGGCCAGACAUUGCUAAUGCUUGCCUGUCAAACUGGUCAGAUGUGUGUCAUACAAGAACUACUGAGACAAGGAGCUGAUAUUAAUGCAGAAGACUAUGAUAAUUGGACUCCUUUGCUGAAUGCUGCAAAGGAAGGCUAUGUGGAUAUUGUGACUGAACUCGUUGAAUGUGGUGCUGAUAUACAUCAUCGAGAUAUGGGGGGUUGGACAGCUCUGAUGUGGACAUCAUACAAAGGACAUACAGAAAUUGCUCGGUUUCUGCUGGACCAUUGUGCAAUGCCAAACAUAUAUGAUCAGAACCACAUCUCAUGUCUUGUGUGGGCAGCUGGGAGAGGUCACACGCAGAUUGUACGGGAUCUUAUAAAUCAUGGAGCGAAAGUAAACUCUGGAGAUAAGAAUGGUACAACACCUCUGGUUUGGGCUUGUCGGAAAGGUUACUUAGAGAUUGUGGACCAGUUGUUAGAAGCGGGAGCUAACCCAGACACGGCAGGGAUGCAUGCUACCCGAGCUGGUCACUUUCCUGUGGUGGAUGCUUUGUUAAAAAAGUAUGCUGAUACUGAUGUCCAGGGAACAGAUAAAAAGACAGCAUUUUACUGGGCAGUAGAGAAAGGCUAUGUUGAUAUUGUCCGCAUCAUUCUGGCUGCUAAUCCAAACUUAGAAAUCCCUACCAAGGAUGGUGAUACCCCUUUGAUGAAAGCUACUAGAAACAGAAAUAUAGAAAUUGUGCAGAUGUUGGUUGAUAAAAAGGCAAAAGUUUCUACUCAAGAUCGAAAAGGAGAUACAGCCCUUCAUAUUGCAAUGCGAGCUCGCAGCAAAGCCAUUGUGGAGAUUCUUUUACGAAACCCAAAAAACAGUCAACUGCUUUAUCGCCCAAAUCGUAGUGGUGAAACACCCUACAACAUUGAUACUAGUCAUCAGAAAUGCAUACUUUCUCAGAUAUUUGGUGCUCGUCGUCUGAAUACGAACGAAGACAGUGAGAACAUGUUAGGAUAUGAUUUGUACAGUAGUGCCCUUGCUGAUAUUUUGAGCGAGCCAUCACUUUCAAUGCCAAUUUCUGUGGGGCUGUAUGCAAGGUGGGGAAGUGGCAAGUCGUUUCUUCUGGAUAAAUUGGAAGAUGAGAUGCGUAGUUUUUGUGUACAAUGGUUGGAAUCUGUUUAUGAGUUUUCCUGGUUGGUAUUUCUGGUUGUAAUCUUUAUUGCUACCACCAUGGGACUGAUUACCAUGCUGACCACUAGCUUGUGGUCAGUGGGACUGUCUGUGGGAGCUGGUAUAUGUGUUAGCAGCUAUAUAGUGUUAGCUAUGGUGAAGUAUGGAAGUUUACAGUAUGAGUGGAACUGGGCUUGUAAAGCCAGUCUAUAUCUUGGAACCAAGCUGAACUCCCUAAGCACAUUACUCAAAGUCGUCUUUUGCCACCCACCAACAGGAAGGACAGAUAAAAACACAAGCUGUGUAAGGUUUCUUUUCACCGAUCAAACCAAAGUGAGUGCAUCUGCUGGUGAUACAUCUGUUGCCAACAUUGUGUCAUCAUUGUUCUCAGCUAUCGAGGAUGAGUUUGGCUUUCUUACCACUAGACUGUACAGAGUUUUCAGGCCAAAACCAGUAUCUUCUCAGACCUGGAAGUGGAGGCGAUUAUGCUGUAUUCCAUACUUUGUCAUUUUUCUUGCCAUUUUGGGUUGUAUUGUGGCAGCAGUAAUAUUACUCAUAACGACCGAGGUUAAUGGAGAAGUGGAACCUGAAAUGGAUGAGAUGGACGAAAACGUAGAUGAGCUGGAUGAUGACAUUACCAAAACUAGUUAUGUACCUAAACUGUACAUGGGCAGCAAACCGAUAAUAAUUGCUCUUGCUUGCGUGGUGGGAUUAGCAAUCAUAUCUAACCUUCAGAUGCUUGUACGAUUGGUCAUCUCAUUAUUUGUAUCCCACCAGCGGAGAAUUCACCAUAACCUGCACCGUGGGAGUGGUGAUAACAAUGAAGGUCGAUUAAGUAUACUUAAAUCUGAAGUGGAAACAAUGACUACUUUAGUAAAGUGUCUUGAUGGGUUUGUUGAACAACAAACUAGGUUAGUUGUUAUUUUCGAUGGCUUAGAUAGCUGUGAACAAGAGAAGGUUUUACGGGUUUUGGAUGCCGUCCACUUAUUGUUUUCGGAUGUAAAUGCUCCCUUCGUUGUUAUUCUUGCCAUUGACCCUCACAUCAUAGUAAAGGCUAUAGAAUCCAACAUACACCGCAUUUUUCGGAAUUCCAACAUUCGAGGGCCCGAUUAUCUUCGUAACAUAGUACACCUUCCCUUCUACUUACAAAACAGUGGGCUACGAAGAGUGCGUGCAGCACAACAGACAGCUGCCAUCACUGCUAAACGUUCCACCAGCUAUUGGAAUGAAGAGAAAGAAUGCGAUCGAGCAGCAACAACUAUGGUCAGUUGUUUUGAAACAGUUACUGGCUAUAUCAAUGUUAAUACUAUGUGCUGGUAG